Molecule: messenger RNA, 1753 nt
Organism: Petromyzon marinus (sea lamprey)
Lineage: Eukaryota; Metazoa; Chordata; Hyperoartia; Petromyzontiformes; Petromyzontidae
Source: RefSeq, a predicted model, not a curated record
GUGUCGUGUGGUGAGUCUCGUGUGGUGAGUGAGUGUCGUGUGGUGAGUGAGUGUCGUGUGGUGAGUGAGUGUCGUGUGGUGAGUUCUAGGGGAGUGAGUAUCGUGUGGUGAGUGUCGUGUGGUGAGAUUCUUUGGGGAGUGGAAUCAAAGCAGAAGACGGCUGCGAGGAGAGAGAGACUGAGAGCGGAACUCCUCACCGCCGCCACUCAAUGUGAAGAGACUUCGCCUCUCCUCGCCAUGCUAGCUGCCGCAUAAGUCGCGCAGUCGACGCGGCCGUGAAGAGCGAUCGGAAGGCGGCAAACGGAGACUCAGCAGGGAGAGUCGCCGAGAGUGGACGCGAGGAGAGCCGCGGAGAGGUUCGUGGGGAGAGUCGAGGGGCGAGGCGAGGCUGAAUGGAGACGCGGGAGCGAGCGGGAGGCGACGUCUGGAUAACGGAGGGGCAGGGCCCCGGAGGGACCCCCUGACGGGGCCCCCCCGCGCCCGCGCCCCCGGGGGGCCCCCUCGCCCCCCCGGGUGGGCCCCAUGCCCCCCUGGGCCGACCCCCCGAUGCCGCCGCCUCGCGCGCUCUGCCUCCUGGGGGCCCUGGCGGCAGCGGGGAUACUCGUGGUGGUGGCGCUGAGGAACAGGGCCUCCCGUGAUGGCCAGCUGGCUGUGGGCACGUGUGAGGUGGUGGCCCUGGACCGGGAUGGCUCGGACGUGGCCCGCACCGUGGCGCGCCAGACGGCGCGCUGCGCCUGCAGGAGGGGUCGCAUCGCGGGCACCACCAGGGCCCGGCCGGCCUGCGUGGAGGCGCGCGUGAUCCGCGGGAGGCAGUGGUGCGAGAUGCGUCCCUGCGCGCUGGGUGAGCAGUGCGCGGUGCUCGCCAACCAGGCGGGCUGGACCUGCACCCAGCCGGGAGGCCGCACCAAGACCACCACGGUAUAGCAGCCCACGCCGGUGUCCUGACACUUCAACCACAAGCACUGCUGCCCAGGUGCACUACCACCUGCUGCCCAGGUGCACUACCACCUGCUGCCCAGGUGCACUACCACCUGCUGAUACCCAGGUGCACUGCCACCUGCUGCCCAGGUGCACUGCCACCUGCUGCUGCCAAGGUGCACUACCGCCUGCUGCUGCCAAGGUGCACUACCGCCCGCUGUGCGCGUGUUAGCUGAGGCAGCUGAUAUCGCCGACUGCAUCUCCAACGCUUCGCAGGCGCAGCGGCGCAUCGCGGGACGACUCAACAGCGGCCUUCCGCUGUCGAGACGAUUCUCCGUGACCCAGCGGUGAGAACUCAGGGGGCCCAGGAUGGAGUCUCGUUCGCCGGAGUGACCCGGGGCACCCAAUCUGGGCAGUCUGGGGCGCCCAGUCUGCGUCACCACAAUGACAAAAAGCUAAACAAAUCACGUGAUGCAGUCACAGCUGCUGCAGAACUCACAGCGGCAGCGGCAGCAGCAGCUGGAGCAGACCAGGACCUUGUGUAGCUCAACUGCUACAGCUGCAACGGAACUCACCACAGCUGCAGCUGCUGCAGCCAAAGAUGACACGGGCUCAGAAUGGAACCGCAGCUCUCGUCGGACCCUCACGGCAGCCGCCCCGCGUCCCCACGUGGCGCCCGUGGACACGAACGAGGUGCGGUGGUCACCGGGCUCGUUGACGAGCUGGUCACGGGGGUCACGGAGGAGGUCGCGGGGGUCCCGGACUCCCACCCCCCACACUCCUGCUCCCCUACCCCUGGUGCUCGCGGAGUCAAAUAAAGUCGCUCCUCUCCCUC